AUGGAUUUUAGUGAUAGUGAACCCACACCCAGUGGUAGCUGGUGCGCCUGCACCGAGAAUUGCAAACAGCGCAAAGAGCGGCACGCGAGGGAGAGACGUAGGGAUUACUAUGGAGCUGAGAUUGGAAGAUUGAAGAAUUAUGCCCACGGAAUCCGAGGGACAGUUUACGCCAUCGAUGAGACAACAAUGUUUAUCAAGGGAUUUUCCUACGAUGGUACAGGUCCGGAUGCCUUCUUCUGGAUCGGUGACAGCCAGAGACCCAGUCCUGAGGGCGAUAUUGUCCCAUACCCUGAGGAUUAUCCUGGCAGAGAUCCACCAGUUCUCACUGCUUACAACGAUACUGACGUGAUUCUCAGACUACCACUUGGAAAGAAGAUCAGGGAUAUCAAGUGGCUCAGCGUCUGGUGCAGGAGAUUCACCGUGGACUUUGGUGACAUCGCAAUACCCCCGAAUCUCGACAUCCCGAAGCCAAGAAUUCUCCCCGAAUUUUCCCGUCUCGCCCACGGCCUCCGAAGUGGCAACAUCAGCAUCCUGGACAGCAAGACCUUUUACAUACCAAAUUUGCAUUACGACGGGGCAGGACCCGACGCCUACUUCUGGGUGGGAACUGGCACUGAGCCCAAUAUCAUGGGUACCAAAGUACCAAAUGAAAUUGGAAGUUUGACAAAACUACGGGGGUACCAGGGUGAGGAUAUUGAAAUCGUCCUGCCAGGCAGUUCAACUGUAUUUGAUAUUGACUGGCUGUCGGUCUGGUGUGUCCAGUACAAACAUAAUUUCGGACAUGUCAUGAUACCAAAAGAUCUGGACGUGCCACCUGCAUUGGGGCAAACUAAAAUCACUCCGCCAUGGUGGUACAACCCCACAAGCAAUAGUCCUCCAAUCGGUGGUAUGCCAGGGCCCGGUGGACAGGAAUUAACCAACUGCAAAGAAUUAUUGGAAGGUCGUGUUCAAGUGCAGUGGGAAGUUAUGGGUGAGGACGUAUGGGUGCGAGUAUCAGGACGGAUAAGGGAGGAUCAGUAUGUCGCCUUCGGUCUGUCUGGGCUUGAGGGAAAAGCACAAAUGGAAGGUGGUGAUGUGGUGGUAGUUGGAUACGACAAAAGAAAGAAGAAGUUCAUUGCUGAGGAUUACUACAUGUCGGAUUUAGCACAGUGCGAUGGUAGAAAAGGAGUUUGCCCCGAUGAGAGAGUAGGAGGGAAGAAUGAUGCUGUUUUGAUAGAUGGCACAAGAAAGAAUGGCAUUACAACAGUUACUUACAAGCGUCCCCUUCGCACAAACGAACCAGAAAAAGACCGGAUGAUCCCAGAGAACGGUGAAACGAGUGUGAUAGCAGCUAUCGGUGUUCUGAAUGAUCGAGGAGAGGCGAAUGCUCACUGGGCUGGUGACAAGACCGUCGAGGACAUCCGCAUGGAUUUCACAUCGAGGAACGUCCACGAGUGCACCAAUUCCUUGUACAAUAUUCCAGAUGAUCCAGAGGACAAUCUGAUACCAUGGCCACCAGCUAUGAUCAUGGACGAGAACAAUUUCACAGCGAGAAUUGGUCCAACCGGUGACAAGAGAGGAUACUCCAAGAUCACUGGUCAGCCCUCCUGGGGUAUCGCCUGGUACAUCAAUGAUCUUCUAAUUCCUGAAAUUACAGUGGAACGUGGACAGACUUAUACUUUCAUCGUCGAGGGUGGUAACAAUCCUGCGAACCCAGCGCGUUAUCAUCCAUUUUAUAUCACUAGCAGUCCAGAGGGUGGAUUUGGCCAGAAAAGUGAGCCCCAGCAGAGAAAUGAAAAAGUAUUCGCUGGAGUGAAGUACAGUCCUGAGGGUGAGCCAGAACCCACCGCUGCUGGACGAUAUUGCGAGUGGACACACAAGGGUAUUGAUAUGAGUCUUCAAUCCCCUACGUUCGAUAAUUAUUUCGAGACUCUCAGACUCGAAUGCGACUCGGGAGAACCCGCCAAACUUGUAUGGACCGUCACCCAGGAUACGCCUGAUCUUGUCUACUAUCAGUGUUACUCGCACAAAAAUCUCGGCUGGAGGAUCAACGUCCGAGAAUCAGGGUACAGUUCUCGUCACGGUACCGCUGGCACCGCUGCAAAAAUCGCGAAUUAUCUCCCAGUCCUGAUGAGCAUCUACGUCCUCCUGAGAUGAAUCGACUGGUUCCCACGAUUUUCCGACAAUUAAUUAAUCGCACAUACAGCCACGUACAAUUAACGCCGCAAAACCGAAGGCAAACGAAUGAAAUAAAAAAAAAAGGAUAAUGAGAGAAAGUCGAGAAAAUUCAAGGUUGUAAGAAAGUACUUAGAGUAAGAAUCAUAACAUGUAAAAUUGAAAUGCUAUACAGAGGAUUGGCGAGAUAUUUUUAAGACCUAUCAGAUUCAAUAUUUCAUAUUAUUAUUAUACAUAUAUUAUAUAUAUACAUUACUGUAGGGGAAGGGAGGGAUGCGAGUGGUGGGGUGAAAUUAAUGAAUUAUACACGUCCGCAGGUGAAGGAAAAAUUAAUCGAAAUUAUUGACAAUAUCAUGAACAAAUGAGGGAAUUUUCGAUGCAGCAUGACAAUACAUGAGGGACUGAGGUCUCUCAGACAAUAAAAGCUGCAUCGAGUGUUCACUGUUUUCGAUUGAAUGUUUAUUCUCGAGGUAAUCGACAAUAUUGAGCGAAUUGGAGAGAGAAUACUGAUUAAUAUGAUCUUUCCUUCAAUAAUGAGUGACAACAAAUGAAAGUAUUAAUGAAAGAAUUGAUUAAUUGUAAAAUCAAAUGAAUUUGAUAACUCUUUAUCUUUGUUUUCGAUGAGGAAUGGUCAGACAGUGGAAUCACUGUGAAAUGGUGUAAAUUUUUGCACAAAAUAAUUAGAGAAUGAUUUUAAUAAUAAUUUUAUAAUUACAGAUAUAUACUGAUAAGGGGAUCGAUAGUGAAUACGAUUGGGGAACGAAGUUAAAUGCUGUCUGUUUGACAAUAAUGAAUAUGUAUAAUCAAUUUGGACGUACUGUCUCUCUGACAUUUGUGUCUGAUUAUUAUCGAGAGUAAUUAAUUUAGAGCAUUUAUUGGUACAUUCAUCGUAGCAUCAGCAUCUGUCGUGAAUCGAAUCAGAUGGUUUGGCGUGCUGUAUUGAUGCAAUAAUAAUGUAAUGUUUAGAUGUGUGGACCUUAUUUCAACAGAGUGAAAGUAUAAAACGUGCCUUGGGUGCAGGAUUUCAUGUCACUUAUUCAUUCUUGUUGUUUCUGCCAUUGGAAUUAUGAACAAAUUUUUGGACACCCACUUGGAUCACAUUAUUGGGGACUAUAUUUUAUGAUAAUCGAAUUCUUUCCUUAUUUUUUUUAUUCCUAAAAAAGGGAAAGACUUGAGUUUCAAUUGAGAAGUCAAAUCCCGAAGUUAUUAAAUUAUAAUUAAUUAGAUUUCACAUUUUUAAUUGCCGAUUUAUCCUCGUAAAUUCCUCCCACUUUUUUGUACUAUUUUAUAGAAAAAAAGAUUAGGUAAAUAAUGCCUGAGAAUUUUUACAGAAAAAUUCCAGCAGAAGAGUUGAAGAACAAUUUGAAAAUUCCGUGAGCUGAAUGUCCCCGAGAUAAAUUGCAAUUCAAUCAAACGAUUCAUCGAUGUUUUCGAUCUACACUCAAAGCGGAGAUAAAACUAUCAAACCAAGAAAUCAAAGGAAUACAUAAUCGAAUUAGAAUAAUAAGCGUAAUUAUCAAUUUUAGAAUUCUCACGUUUCAUUCCGCAAUUCCGUUAAAUCGUGGAGAAUAUCUUGAAUCCAAGUGUCCAUCCAAAAUUGCCAGUGGGUUGUCCCCCAAAUUAUCUCUAAUCACUAAAAAAAAUUCAAUCCAAUCCUCGCGACCUAGAUAACUGCAAAAAAAAAAAUAGAGAGG
Messenger RNA from Fopius arisanus, 3848 nucleotides. RefSeq names its product protein Skeletor, isoforms B/C. Lineage: Eukaryota; Metazoa; Arthropoda; Insecta; Hymenoptera; Braconidae. The coding region runs from base 1 to 2136 and encodes 711 amino acids. The transcript has 9 exons. The record is from RefSeq and is a predicted model, not a curated record.